Molecule: messenger RNA, 4780 nt
Organism: Sceloporus undulatus (fence lizard)
Lineage: Eukaryota; Metazoa; Chordata; Lepidosauria; Squamata; Phrynosomatidae
Gene: FHOD1
Product: formin homology 2 domain containing 1
Exons: 24
Coding region: 56-4042 (1328 amino acids)
Biological process (GO): actin filament network formation; cortical actin cytoskeleton organization
Cellular component (GO): cytoskeleton; cytoplasm
Molecular function (GO): actin filament binding
Source: RefSeq, a predicted model, not a curated record
CUGGAGGAAGGGAGAGCGUCGCUCUGCCGGCUGCUCUGCCGCCCGCCCGCCCGCCAUGGGGAAGAGGAAGGAGGCGGAGGAGCGCCCUGCGGAGCCGGAGGAGCCCCCUUCCUCCUCCUCGAUCUGGGUCCGGGCGCAGUUCCUGCCGGAGGACGGGGACCCCUUCUCCUCGUCCUCGGGCGCCGCCUUCCCGGAGCCCCGCCGGCCCCCAGCCCUCGCCCUUCUCCCGGAGCUCCCGCUCGGCGCCCAGCUGCCCGCCCUCCACCGCUGCCUCCAGGCCCCGAUCCCGCUAGAGGAUUGUGCCUUGCAAGUCUUGCCCUCAGGGCACUAUUUGGAUCUGGAGCUGUCUCUGCUGGAGCAGAAGGAUGAUCUGGAAGGCUUCUACGAGGAAAUCAGCAAAGGCCGGCGUCCCAUCCUCCUCCUGCGCACACAGCUCUCUGUCCGAGUCCAAGCCAUCCUGGAGAAGCUCUACACUGCAAAGGGUCCAGAGCUGAGGCGCUCCCUCUUCUCCUUGAAGCAGCUCUUCCAGGAGGACAAAGACUUGGUGCCAGAGUUUGUGAACUCAGGAGGCCUGACCUGUCUCAUCACUGUGGGAGCAGAGGCUGACCAGAAUUACCAGAACUACAUCCUGAGAGCCCUCAGCCAGAUCAUGCUCUUCGUGGAUGGGAUGAUGGGAGUGAUCAGCCACAACGCGACGGUCCAGUGGCUCUACACGCUCUGUGGCAGCCUGUAUCGCUUGGUGGUGAAGACAGCCCUGAAGCUGCUCCUGGUCUUUGUGGAGUACACCGAGUCCAAUGCCCAGCUGCUCAUCCAAGCCAUUGCGGCUGCAGAGGAGGCCCGGGGUGGGCUGCCAUGGGCUCCCCUGGUGGCCAUCUUGGACCAGAAGAGCGGAGCCGACACAGAGCUCCAGGUGUUUGCAAUGACUCUUAUCAACAAGACUCUGGCGGCCCUCCCUGACCAGGACUCCUUCUACGAUGUGACUGACUGCCUGGAGCAGCAGGGCAUGGAGCGCAUUGUUGCCCAGCACAUGGCCGGAAAGGGCACCGAGCCAGCCUUCAGCCAGCAGCUGGCCAUCUAUGAGAAUGCCCUCAAGUAUGAAGACGGGCCAGAGGAGACCCCUGAGGGCCCCCGUGGGAAGGAACGCAGGAAGGGGGAGGAGGGGCGGAAGGGGCCGCGGCGCUCCCUUGGCUACACCACAGGGACAUUGCUGACACAUGAGGAGAGUGGGGGUCCCAAGGCCCCCCUGGAAGAUGAGGAAGGCAGCUCCCACCAGACUAUCCUGGCCAGGAUGGAGAAGGAGGAGGACCUGAGUAGCUACAGCAGCGUGUCCAGCCUACAUCUUUCUUCCCCCUUGGAAAGCCCAGUGGAUGGAGGAGGAGGAGGAGAGGCCCUGGGCAACUUGGGCAAGAGGAGCGUUUUCAAACUCCAUGAAUCUGACUCCGUUUGGCGAGAGGAAAGCCCCCCAGUCUUUGGGGACAAGCCUGUUCUGAAGCGCUUUGAAGCCCGAUUCUUGGAAAACCUGGCAGCCUACCAGAAGGAGAAGAUGUUUGCCAUCUCCCAAGGACGGUCAGAGGCACUGGCCGAAGCCACCCCGGGCAUCGAGCCAUUUGACCCAGGGAAAUGGAACGAAGGGGCCAACGGAAGUGCCCACGAGGGAGAGCCAAGGUCCAUUUUGGCCACGGGGUCCUUUAAUGCCAGAGAGGCUGGGGAGGUGACCCCUACCAGCCACACUCCCCCUCUCCUCGGCACCCCCCAGGGUCUCAGCAGCAGCCUUACUCCUGAGAAGACCCAGCAGCAGCCCCUUCCUCCGUCCUCUCCGUGGAGCCCAAUGGGGCCAGGGAGGGCCCCUCUUUUCCCAGCAGAGGAAAUCCAGGCGGGUCCUGUGGAGGGGGUCAGCCUCCAGGGCCCAGGGCCAGAAGGCUUCCAUUCAGACUUGCCAGCCCCCCGGCUGCUGAGGGCACAGUUCAGCCUCGAGGCAGAGUCCAGCCUGCAAAGCCUGGAGCGGACCCUCAUGACUCCCUUCAGGAAAGACUGUGGAGGGGCCCAGCCCUCUUUGGGCCUCAACCCUCCCCUGCUAAAGAUCCGGGACUUAGACUUCUCUGACCUGGGUGAGGAGGAAGAUUUGGACGUCUUGGAGAUGACCGAGGCGGAGGAGCAGAUCUCAUCCUGGGGGGCUACUGGGGUGGGGGCUCCUCCCCCCCCCCCCCCCCCGCUCCCCCCCGGACACCGCCCCCCCCCCCCUCCCCCCCCCCCCCCUGGACACUGCCCUCCUCCGCCUCCCCCUCCUCCCCCAGUCCCUCCCCCACCCGGCUGUCCCCCACCCCCUCCCCCCCUGCUGCCCCCUGGAUGCCCCUUGCCUGGUGUACCAGGCUCUUCUUCUGGGGAAGAUGCUCCUUCUCCCACCAUGAAAAAGAAGAAGAAGACAGUGAAGCUCUUCUGGAAGGAGAUAAAAAGCAAAGAGAGCUCAAGCCAAGGUGGCCAUUUUGGGAAAGCGACGCUGUGGUCCUCCCUGGAGAAUGUGGAGGUGGAGGCUAGCAAGCUGGAACAUCUCUUUGAAUCCAGGGCCAAGGAAGUGCUGGGCUCCAAGCCAGCUGCUGAUGGGAAGAAGCUGCUGGUGGUGCUGGAUCCCAAGAGGAGCAACGCCAUCAACAUUGGCCUGACGGUGCUUCCACCCGUCCACAUCAUCAAGCUGGCCAUCCUCAACUUUGACGAAUUUGCCAUCAAUAAGGAAGGGAUCGAGAAAAUCUUGACGAUGGUGCCGACAGAGGAGGAGAAGCAGAAGAUCCAGGAGGCCCAGCUGGCCAACCCCAGCGUCCCCCUGGGCUCUGCGGAGCAGUUCCUCCUGGCUCUCUCCUCCAUUGCGGAGCUCUCUGCCCGCCUCCAGCUCUGGGCCUUCAAGCUGGACUAUGACACCAUGGAGCAGGAAAUUGCAGAACCUCUCUUUGACCUGAAACUUGGGAUGGAGCAGCUUGCCAAAAACCAGACCUUCAAGUGCAUCCUUGCCACUCUGCUGGCCAUAGGCAACUUCCUGAAUGGCUCCCAGAGCCAAGGGUUUGAGCUGAGCUACCUGGCCAAGGUGUCAGAGGUGAAGGACACUGUGCACCGGCAGACCCUCCUCCACCACCUGUGCCACAUCGUGGUGGAGAAGUUUCCGGAGACCACAGACCUCUACUCAGAGGUUGCUGCCAUUGCACGUUGUGCCAAGGUUGACUUUGAUGAUCUGGCGGAAGGGCUGUUGCAGCUGGAGCGGCGGUGCAAGGCCUCCUGGGACAACCUGAAGGCCAUCAUGAAGUAUGACAUCAAGCCAGCCCUGAAGGGCAAAAUGACAGACUUCCUGCAGGCCAGCACACAGAAGAUCAUCAUCCUCAAGGUGGUCCACCGACGCAUCUUGAACAGGUUCCACUCCUUCCUCCUCUACCUGGGCUAUGACCAGCGCUCGGCACAGGAUCUGAAGGCCACAGGGUUCUGCCGGACCCUGCGAGAGUUUGCUCUGGAGUAUCGCACGUGCCGAGAGCGAGUCUUGCAGCAGCAAAAAAAGCGGGCAGCCUAUCGGGAGAGGAACAAGACGCGUGGCAGGCUGAUCACGGAGAUGGAGAGGUUUGCAGUGGCCAACAAGUCCGAAGAGGGCCCUGCACCUGCCGUGCUCUCGGCCAGUCCCCAGCAGAAGGAGGAGGCCGGCCACGAAAGCAUGACCAGCAUCCUCAUCUCCCCCACUGUGUCCUCUGGCCGCCGGUCCCGGGGCAGCAGAGGAGUUAACAAGCAGAGUCCCCCCAGUGUUGCGCCAGUCCCACCUGAAGAGGUGGACCACCUUGCCACCACCGCCACUGGGACCCCCGGCUCUUCCCCAGACCCUUCUGAGGAGAUCAUGGAUCGCCUGGUGAAGUCCGUCACACAGAAUAACCCCCCUCGACCGGGUGCCGGGAAGGAGCGCAAGCGCUCACGGCUCAACCGGAAGUCGUUGAGGCGGACCCUUAAGAACGGGCUGAGCGACGAACUGGUGCAGGCCUUGGGCCUGGCGCAGGCAGCUGGCGUGUCCGUGUGAGGAGGAGGAGGAGUUGAUGGUGUCUAUGAUGGCGCAGUGGGAAAAGCCUCGCCAAAGCCAGCAGUAUGAGGUGGGGUCUGCCCAGCAGUUAGAGGAAGGCAUGGCAGAGGACCAAGGGGACGUCUGAGGACAGCGAGCAAACAGGUCCCUGAUGGUGCAGCCCUUCCAGUGCCUGGCAUUCGUAUUUACGGGUUGGACAUGCAUUUGCUGCCUUGCAGCCACAAGGCUCAGGGAGAGGAAGUAUGGACACACACACACACUCCUCCCAUGCCUUUGGUUUCUCCACUGAGGGCUGUGCAUGCGCUUUCCCUGGUUACAAUCAGUAUUAUGUGUGUGAGUGUGAGAAUUUGGACUUUUCCAUCCCAUCACUGGGGGGGUUGGGUUGGGAGAAUGGCAUUCAAGUGGGUACCAGCAUCCACUCUGUCCUCCUUCCACCCACUCUUUAUGUUCUGUGGUAUUCCUUCCACCACAGAUACGUUAAGGGUCUGCCUCCAGCCCUGCAAGCACCCUCCCAUGACAGCCUCCCUCCCUCCCCAAAGGUGGUCCCAGGUGGGCCAUGGCUCCGCUGCCACGUCCCUUCCCCUCUGGACGCCUGUUACACAUGGAGGGCUCCUUCUUCCAUGGGGAGGUCAGCGGAGAGAGAAAGUUUAAAGUGCUGGAAGCAGAAACUUCCAGGUGACAAAGAACUUGUUUAACUGUACGAAGUGAGAGGCAAAAAAUACACAGUGUUACAACGAG